AAUUAAAAAACUUAAACCCUAAACCCCAUUUUUCUUUCGCAUUUGAAUCCAACGUCGACGUUUGUUUGGUACAGCAAUUCAAACAAAAAUGACGAAGAAGAAGCAAAAGCAGAAGAUAAUCUUACCACCGGAGCUUCCACCGGAAGUAAAGGAGGAGGACAUUGAUGUCUCCGACGAGGACUUGGAAUUCGUCAAUGAAAAUCGCGAUUACGCUGGUUUUGUUUCUCGCUUAGACACUGCUUCAAUCACCAGGCAAGUGACGCGCGUGGCUGAUUUAGAAGGAGAUGAACUAGAGGCAGCUUAUGAGAAGCGAUUAAAGAAGAAGGCACUGAAGCAGAAGCUGAAGCAAGAAGACGAGAGUCGAAUUGAAGUUGAUCGUGUUGACGCGCUUCCGGUCAAAACCUUAGACGGGAAACUUCAUUAUCGAACUGUUUCGAGGAAACCGGAGGAUGGAGAUGAUGAGAAAGAUAGUAAUGCUGCUGGCGGUGAUAAAGGUUUGACAAAGUUGACUAAACCGGAAAAGAGAGCGAAGCUGAAAAGGAGCAAGAAAGAAGCUAAACAACAGGAAAAGGACUUGGAGAAAGAUCAAGAAGUGGAACAAGCUCCGCAAACGGCUGUGCUGGCUGAGAUCCAAGAAGAUCUCACAGCUGAAGAAUUAUUUGAACGCAAGAAGCUUAAGCUGGCAGAGCUAGGAAUAGCAUUGUUGGCAGAUCCCGAGUCUAAUAUAAAGUCGCUCAAAGAGAUGUUUCAGUUUUGCAAGGAUGCUGACCAUUCUAUUGUGAAACUUGGAUUGCUAUCUUUGUUGGCUGUUUUUAAAGACAUAAUCCCUGGCUAUCGGAUCAGGCUUCCUACUGAAAAGGAGCUAGAAAUGAAAAUUUCCAAAGAAAUUAAGAAAAUGCGGUUCUAUGAAUCAACACUUCUGUCCACUUACAAGGCAUAUUUACAAAAGCUGAUGGUAUUAGCAAAAGACUCAAAAUUCAAGCAUGUGGCUACUCGGUGUGUUUGUACUUUACUUGAAGCAGUUCCCCACUUCAACUUUCGUGAGAGUUUGAUGGACGCUGUGGUCGAAAAUAUAGGCUCUCCAGAUCACAUCAUAAGGAAACUUUGUUGCGGUGCCAUCAAAUCACUUUUUACCAAUGAGGGAAAGCAUGGCGGUGAAGCAACUGUGGAGGCUGUCCAGCUGAUAGCUGGUCAUGUUAAAGCUCGAGAUUGUCUUUUGCAUGCUGAUUCUGUUGAGGUCUUCUUGUCACUGUCAUUUGAUGAAGAUCUUGGAAAGCAUAAAGAAGAGGAAAAGGAACGCGGAGGUAAAUAUAAGAAAUACAAAAAGAGAAAGAAUGGUGAGGAGCCACUUCAACUGCAAGAAAAUGAUAGAAAAAGGAGUAAGAAAGAAAUGAUGACAAGAAUGAGUGAGGAGGUUGCUGCAGACUAUAAGGCUGCUGCUUUUACCCCAGAUGUUAAAGAAUUGAGAAGGAGGCAAGUUGAGACACUUUCUGCUGUGUUUGAGACGUAUUUUCGCAUCUUGAGGCAUACCCUGCAGUCAACCAUAGCCAGUUCUAAAAACGAUGGUAAUUUAGCUGUGGAUGCAUCUGGGAAUCACCCACUACUCGCUCCUUGUCUGAAUGGAUUGGGAAAAUUCUCUCAUCUAAUAGAUAUGGAUUACAUUGGAGAUCUUAUGAAUUAUUUGAAAAAGCUUGCUGGUGGUGACAGUUCUUCGGAAAAACCUUAUAAAUGUCUGAGUAUAUCUGAACGACUUAAGUGCUGCAUUGUUGCCUUCAAAGUGAUGAAAAUCAAUUUAGAUGCCCUGAAUGUUGAUUUACAGGGAUUCUUUGUGCUGCUGUACAAUCUCAUACUCGAGUACAGGCCUGGAAGAGAUCAAGGUGAUGUCUUGGCAGAAGCUUUGAAGGUUAUGUUAUUUGAAGAUAGACAGCAAGACAUGCAAAAGGCUGCUGCUUUUGCAAAACGUUUAGCCACAUUCUCUUUGUGCUUUGGAUCAGCAGAAGCUAUGGCUGCUAUGGUAACUUUGAAAUCCAUCCUACAAAAGAAUGUCAAAUGUCGAAAUCUAUUGGAAAACGAUGCUGGGGGUGGCUCUGUUUCUGGUAUCAUUGCGAAAUAUCAGCCAUUUGCUUCGGACCCUAAUUUAAGUGGUGCACUUGCUUCGGUCCUCUGGGAACUCAACCUUCUAUCCGAGCAUUUUCAUCCUGCUAUUUCAACAAUGGCAUCCAGCAUAUCAAGCAUGAGUGCGUCGCAUAAUCAAGUAUAUAUUUCUUUAAUGUCUCCUCAACAAGCGUUCGCAGAGCUGAGUCUCCAACGGGAAUUACUCAACCCAAAAUACGACGUUAGAAAAUCAAAUAACAAGAAAAGAAAGGGGUCUUCUAAAAAAGUUGCUGCCGUUGAAAUAAAUCAAGAUGCAACUUCAGCUGAUGAGGAUAAAUUGAGAAAGAAACUGUCGGAUCAUUUCGUGCUUCUUCGCGACGUGAAAGAGAAUGAGAGAUUAAGGUGUGAAUUAGAUCGUACCACGCUAGCCCUGCAAUUAUAUGAUGAAUAUACGAAACAAAAGAAACUAAAGAAGCGGGCUUAAAAUGAGGAAACACAACCGUACAAUUUUGCAAAAUCAUUUAGUCAUUAUUUUGUUGUAGUGUGUAGGCUUGGAGUUCCAUCUUCUUUACAAAAAGCCCAAAUGGCAUUUAAAUUGAAUUUGUAUUGAUAAAUUAUCAAGAAAACUACAAAACUAUUAAAAAUAUGCUUUUAAGUUUUUUUUUUCUUUA
Mercurialis annua (annual mercury) is the source of this 2765-nucleotide messenger RNA. RefSeq names its product nucleolar complex-associated protein 3. NCBI's taxonomy places the organism in Eukaryota, Viridiplantae, Streptophyta, Magnoliopsida, Malpighiales, Euphorbiaceae. The record is from RefSeq and is a predicted model, not a curated record. The transcript is spliced from 13 exons. Bases 89 to 2578 code for a protein of 829 amino acids. Gene Ontology annotation, molecular function: chromatin binding. Gene Ontology annotation, cellular component: nucleolus. Gene Ontology annotation, biological process: DNA replication initiation.